CAGCAGCUCGGUUAGAGGCGCGGCCUCCAUCCUCCUGUGGCUCUGUCAGGCUCCAUCCAGCCACUGCAGCGGGAAAUGGCGGACCCCGGCGAGUGCAGCAUCAAGGUGAUGUGCCGCUUCAGGCCCCUGAACAGCGCCGAGGUGGCCCGGGGGGACAAGUACAUCCCCAAGUUUGUGGGGGACGACUGUGUGCAGAUCGCGGGUAAACCGUACUACUUUGACCGCGUCUUCCAGUCCAACACCACUCAGGUGCAGUUCUACAAUGCUGUGGCUCUGAAGAUUGUCAAAGAUGUUCUGGAGGGAUACAACGGGACAAUAUUUGCUUAUGGGCAGACGUCUUCUGGCAAAACACACACAAUGGAGGGGAAACUCCAUGACCCGGAUAUGAUGGGAAUCAUUCCUAGAAUUGUUGAAGACAUCUUCAACUACAUUUACUCCAUGGACGAGAACUCGGAGUUCCACAUCAAAGUUUCAUAUUUCGAAAUCUAUCUGGACAAAAUCCGAGACCUGUUGGACGUAACCAAGACAAACCUUUCUGUGCAUGAAGACAAGAACAGGGUGCCCUUUGUCAAGGGAUGUACCGAGCGUUUUGUGUGCAGCCCUGAGGAGGUAAUGGAUGCCAUAGACGAAGGCAAAAACAACAGACACGUGGCGGUCACAAACAUGAAUGAGCACAGCUCGCGAAGUCACAGCAUCUUCCUCAUCAACAUCAAGCAGGAAAACACUCAGACUGAACAGAAGCUCACCGGCAAGCUGUACCUGGUCGAUCUGGCUGGCAGUGAAAAGGUGGGAAAAACCGGAGCAGAGGGCACGGUUCUGGAUGAAGCAAAGAUGAUCAACAAGUCCCUGUCGUCGUUGGGUAACGUCAUCUCUGCUCUGGCAGAGGGCUCGACCUACGUACCAUACAGAGACAGUAAGAUGACCAGGAUCCUGCAGGACUCCCUGGGAGGAAACUGCCGGACAACCAUGAUCAUCUGCUGCUCACCGUCUUCCUUUAAUGAUGCAGAGACCAGGACGACCCUGCUGUUUGGACAAAGGGCAAAGACAAUCAAAAACACGGUGAGUCUGAACGUGGAGCUGACCGCGGAGCAGUGGAAGAAGAAGUGGGAGAAGGAGAAGGAAAAGAACAAGACUCUGAGGACCACCAUCACAUGGCUGGAGAACGAGCUCAAUCGCUGGAGGAAUGGAGAAAGCGUGCCAGUGGAGGAGCAGUUCGACAAAGAAAAGGCUAAAGCUGAGGUGGUGGCCCUGGAUGCUGCACUCAACAACAAUGAUAAGGCUGCACCGCAACCUGCCCUGGGCAGCCUGCCUGGUGUGGCUCUCACAGGUGCAGAGAAGGAGAAGUAUGAAGCAGAAAUGGCCAAGCUCUACAAGGAGAUGGACGACAAGGACGAUGAGAUCAACCAGCAGUCCCAAGAGGUGGAGAAGCUGAGGCAGCAGCUCCUGGACCAGGAAGAGCUGCUGGAGUCCUCCCGCAAUGACCACGACACCCUGCAGACAGAGCUGAACAGGCUGCUGGCUGAGAACGAAGCCUCCAAGGAGGAGGUGAAGGAGGUGCUGCAGGCCUUGGAGGAGCUGGCCCUCAACUACGACCAGAAGAGUCAGGAGGUUGAGGACAAAACAAAGGAGUUUGAAGCCCUUAGCGAGGAGCUGAACCAGAAGUCUAACUCCUUGGCCUCCAUUGACUGUGAGCUGCAGAAGCUGAAGGAGAUGUCCAACCACCAGAAGAAGAGGGUCACUGAGAUGAUGUCGUCUUUACUUAAAGACCUGGCUGAGAUCAGCAUCGCUGUGGGAAGCAACGAUAUCAAGCAACAGGAGAGCAGCGGUCUCAUUGACGAGGAGAUCACCACGGCCCGCCUCUACAUCAGCAAGAUGAAGGCUGAGGUGAAGACCAUGGUGAAGCGCAGCAAACAGCUGGAGAGCAGUCAGGCUGAGAGCGGCCAGAAGCUGGAGGAGAUGGAGAGCAAUCUGACUGCCUGCCAACUCCGCAUGUCUCAGUAUGAAGCUAAGAUCAAGUCCCUGACAGACAACCUGCAGAAUUUGGAGCACAAGAAGAGGCAGCUGGAGGAGAACGUGGACCUUCUGAAUGAAGAGAUAGUCCGGAUCAGUGCUGAGGAAAAAGUUAAUGCCAUGGAGAAAGAGAAUGUGAUCCAGUCUGCUAAUGAAGUCAAGGAGGCUGUGGACAAGCAGAUUCAGUCUCACCGAGAGGCCCAUCAGAAGCAGAUCAGCAGUCUGAGAGAUGAGCUGGACCGCAAGGAGAAGCUGAUCACCGAGCUGCAGGAUUCCAACCAGGAAAUCGUGCUGGAGCAGGAGAGGCUGAAGGUGGAGCAUGAGAAGCUGAAAGCGGCCGACCAGGAGAAGAGCCGGCAGCUCCAGGAGCUCACGCUGCUGCAGGACCGGCGGGAGCAGGCCAGGCAGGACCUGAAAGGACUGGAGGAGACUGUGGCGCGGGAGCUGCAGACACUUCACAGUUUGCGGAGACUUUUCGUGCAAGAUUUAUCCAGAAGAGUAAGAAAGAAUGGGCAGGACUUGGAUGAUACAGAGGCCAGCGCUGCUCAGAAACAAAAGAUCAGCUUCCUGGAAAGCAACCUUGAGCAGCUCACCAAAGUUCACAAGCAGCUGGUGCGAGACAACGCCAGCUUACGUAGUGAGAUCCCCAAGAUGGAAAAGCGCCUGCGUGCAACUGCGGCACGGGUCCAAUCUCUGGAGGCCGCCUUGAAGGAAGCCAAGGAGAAUGCAGCUCGCGAAAAGAAGCGUCACGAGGAAGAAGUGGAGCGCAUCAAGGACACGGUCAAACCCAAAAACAUGGGCAGGAGAGCCUCUAUAGUGAAGCCUAUCAGACCGGGCCAGCUGCCAGGAGCGUCUCCCUUGAUUGGCAUUAACAGAGCCCUCCUUCUCCAGAACAGCCAGUCUGAUACCAUUGGAGAGGACAAUGACAGCAGCUAAAGGUGGAGACAUAUUCCCAAAGCUUAAGCCAAGGCCUCAGCAGACCAAACUAAGUCCUGGAGACUGCACAAAUCUUCCUGUAUGAGAAGUGUAUAUAAUGUAUAGAAAAGCAUAGCAAGUCUUAAAAA
This is a messenger RNA of Fundulus heteroclitus (mummichog), 3074 nucleotides long. RefSeq names its product kinesin-1 heavy chain-like. Bases 76 to 2946 code for a protein of 956 amino acids. The transcript has 26 exons. Gene Ontology annotation, biological process: microtubule-based movement. Gene Ontology annotation, molecular function: microtubule binding; microtubule motor activity; ATP binding. NCBI's taxonomy places the organism in Eukaryota, Metazoa, Chordata, Actinopteri, Cyprinodontiformes, Fundulidae. The record is from RefSeq and is a predicted model, not a curated record.